Messenger RNA from Nymphalis io (European peacock), 4804 nucleotides. RefSeq names its product prestin (gene Prestin). Gene Ontology annotation, biological process: transmembrane transport. The coding region runs from base 254 to 2335 and encodes 693 amino acids. The record is from RefSeq and is a predicted model, not a curated record. The transcript is spliced from 18 exons. Gene Ontology annotation, cellular component: membrane. NCBI's taxonomy places the organism in Eukaryota, Metazoa, Arthropoda, Insecta, Lepidoptera, Nymphalidae. Gene Ontology annotation, molecular function: sulfate transmembrane transporter activity; bicarbonate transmembrane transporter activity; oxalate transmembrane transporter activity.
GUUGUGAUAGUGAUGUGUUUUAGGUUAUGUUUUUGUUAUUUUUGUACAUAAUUGUAACGUAAUAUGUAAAUUAAAGUAAUAUGUACACAUAUAUCCAAUACAUUAUAAAAAAAGAAAAUCUGUAUUCAAUGUGUGAUUUAAAUGCAUUAUAAAAAAUAAAUCCAGUCAUUUCGUAAAUAAAAUAUUUAAUUUAAUAAGUGAAUAUAGUGAUUAUGUUGUGAACCAAGAUUAAAGUGUACGGAAGUUAUUAACAAUGAGGACCGGUAGUGAUGGCAAAGACUCCGAGAAGGAAAAGUUGAACCCUAAUGGAUGGCUACAGUCUCGACCCAGUCAGCAGUUCAACGUGAUACGACGGGUCUACCAGCAGGAUGCACUCAACAAGGAUGCGGAUUAUCAGGUUCCAGAAAAACCACUGGGAUAUAGAUGCAAGAGGGUAGUUAAAAACUGUGGCUUCGGCGAUUGUCUCCUCAACUCGCUACCAAUUGCGAGAUGGUUACCGAAAUACAAUGUGAAGAGGGAUUUGGUUGGAGACCUGGUAGCCGGCGCUACAACUGCAGUCAUGCACAUACCACAAGGUAUGGCCUACGCGAUGUUAGCUGAAGUGCCUCCUAUAGUCGGUCUAUACAUGGCGUUUUUCCCAGUACUUAUAUAUGUGAUAUUUGGCACAUCGCCCCAUGUGUCUAUGGGAACAUUCGCGGUUGCCUGCCUUAUGGCGGGAAAGGUAGUUUUACAGCAUUCAUCUCAUGCGGAGUUGGUCACUGCUGUUAACGUUACAACUUCAGAAGGGCCCCCUUUGUUGACUGGAGGAUAUUCACCGGUAGAAAUCCUCAGCAUACUUUCCUUAACAAUAGGCUUAAUGCAAGUUAUAAUGUGGAUGAUGAGGCUUGGCGCGGUGUCCACACUGCUCUCAGAGCCUCUCGUCUCUGGUUUUACGACCGCUGCCUCAUUUCACGUUCUGACUUCCCAGCUGAAAGACCUUUUUGGGGUCAAAUUACCAAAAUUGGGAUCCAAUUACAAAGUUUUAUUUACUGCUAUCGAAAUCGCCAAGAAUAUAACAAACGCGAAUUGGGUUGCGUUCGGAAUAUCAGCGGUCGCUUGCACUAUAAUUGCUUUGAACAAUGAAAUUUUAAAGCCUCGUGUUAGCAAGAUAAGUCGCGUCCCAGUGCCUAUAGAGCUGUUGGCGAUCGUACUCGGAACUCUAGCUUCUAAAUUUGGCAAUCUCAAAGAAUUAUAUGGAAUUUCUUUAGUCGGAACUAUUCCCACUGGUCUACCAGACCCGAAAGUGCCAGCUAUAGAAAUGAUGCCUACGAUAGCCUUGGAUGCCUUCACCAUCACCAUGGUAACAUACACCAUAUCCAUGUCCAUGGCACUGAUCUUCGCAACCAAGGAGAAGUACGAGGUGGAUGCCAAUCAGGAGCUACUGGCUUUGGGCGCAAGCAAUAUGUUUGGCUCAUUCUUCGGCUGCGCUCCACUCUGCGCGAGUUUAUCCAGAUCUUACAUCCAGUAUCAGGCAGGCAGCAAGACUUGCCUAACCUCAGUGGUUAGCGCCUCCUUAAUCUUGUGCGUUCUGCUUUGGGUGGGGCCCUUGUUCGAGCUGCUGCCUCGUUGCGUGCUCGCUUCCAUCAUCGUCGUGUCCCUCAAGGGCAUGUUCAUGCAAGUCAAGGAGCUGGCCAAAUUUUGGAAGCUGAGCAAAUUGGACGCAAUCGUGUGGCUCGUAACAUUCUUGAUCACGUUGUUAAUAGACAUUGAUAUUGGACUUGGAGCCGGAUUACUGGCAAGUGUAGCGGCAUUGUUCUGUCGUUCUCAGAAGCCCUACACGUGUCUCUUAGGACGAGUCCUAGAUACCGAUCUAUAUCUAGACAUAAAGAGGUACCGAGCUGCAGAAGAAAUAUCAGGUAUCAAAAUAUUCCACUAUUGUGGUGGUCUCAAUUUCGCCAGUAAGAACCUGUUCCGUGUGACUUUGUUCAGGAAGAUUGGGUACUUGAAGCAGCAACAGGCUGAUGACGAAAGCAAUCUCGAUAAGAGUGAAACACUUGAAUGGGACUCGAGUAUAAACAAUAAGGUACAAUGUGUUAUUAUAGACGCAACUGCAUUAUCAUAUGUAGAUGCGCCAGGUAUAAAAAGUCUCGUCGCAGCACAAAAGGAACUAGUUUCGAACGGCAUCACAGUUCUACUUGCAGGAGCUAAUGGACCAGUACUAGAAAUGAUUGAACGAUACAAUUCUCUAGAAACCGAACAGUUGCAACUGGACACAUUCCCCACCGUCCACGAUGCUGUCGUCUACUACAAAAUGUUAGAAGCGAAGAAAGAUACAUCUAUAACUAUACAAACCUGAUAAACGAGUUCAAAUAUGUAGUAAAACAUAAAGAAUGAUGUUGUUUUAGAUUCAUUGCAUUUUGAGGCCUAUGCUUUGUACAAUAAAACUCAUAUUUACUUAUCGUAAAUAUAAUGUUUAAGCUUAUAUGCACGGACAAUAAACAUAACACAAUACAGGACUUUAAAUAAUACACUCUGAACCAAGUGAAAUUAAAUUAUUUUGUCUCACAGUGGUCUCUUUUGAGCCGAUGUAUAUAUUUUGAAAAAAUAUAUGUCAGUAAUUUUUUUUUAUUAUGUUUAGAAUUCUUUUUGAUAAUAAUAUAAAUGGUUUUAUGAAAUGUAAUUAAGAAAAUUUUAUUAGUUUUAUAUUAUUGAAAUUUAUUACAAAAUUGAGAGGAGGUAUAUAAGGUAUGUAGUGGUCUGAGUGAUGCUAUGUUAAUAAUUUUAUCUGCGGCCGCUGAGAGAAUGGACGUCACUUUGAAAUGGGGAAGAACUCACGAUAAUAAUACUACUAUUAUUUGCCCUUACGUUACGUUUAUUUGCCCUAAAAAAGAAUAAUGUUAUUAACUAAUUUAGCAAAUUUUUAUAAUUUUGAGCUUAAUAUAAUAUUUAAUUUUUAUUUUUUUUAAUUCAAUAACACGCUUAAAAAUGCAUUCUCUCAGCGGUCGGGCUUUCGAAUAACAAUGAAUUUUAUUGAAUAAUACUACAGAUGAGCAUUCUUAAUUAAAAAUCUUGUAAGAUAACGUCACUAGAUACGUUGCCUUAGAAAAAUUAAAUAUUAAUUCUUAGAAUUAUUUUUUUGUCAGUGAGAAUAAUAUUAGCUUAUAUUAUAUAUAGUAUUAUAUAGGCUGUAUUAGUGUUAUUGAAGAUUUAUUUAUAAAAUAAAUAAAGUGAAACUGAGUAAUUGUAAAUUGUUAUUCGAUUAUUUAAGUAAUGAGCCACAUUGGCGUAAAACUAUAUCUCAUAUUUUUUAUUGGAAGAAUAUAAAUGAAAUUUAUAAUGUAAUAAUUCGAAUUUAAAAUAAAAUAAAUUGUUUCUAUAAACCAAAUCGAAUGUAGACAUCGAAUUUAAGCGAAACUUUAAACCACUAUGAUCCAAUAGGAUUCUUACUUUAAAAGUGUAUAAUUUAACAUGAUUCAUUUUUAUAUGUAUAUGUAUGUAUUUAUUUGAAUAAUUUUGACGCAGUACUUAUCAUUAAGUCGACCAACUGGUCGGUCGAUUUAGAAGAAAUAAAAACUAUUUAAAAAGAUAAUUUUGCUCCUAUUUAUUAAUUAUUAUAAGUCAAUAUAGAACUAAACAUAAUUAUUCAUUUAUAACAUCGAUUUAAAAACGAACAAUUUUAUAGUCCAUAAAAUAUAUUAAUAUUUCGGUCCGGUCUCUAAAAGAAUGUGUUCCUAACGGCGAACGAACGGACGACGUAAAUUUGACGUGGCGAACAAUUUACGAAAAAAAAAAAAUUUUUUAAGAGAAAAAAAACUAAUCAUAUUUAGAGAAAUCAAUGUUUUACUUAUAAACGUUGUUAAGUAAAACAUUGAUUAAUGUAAAGUAUGUCAAUUUAAUUUAAUUCUAAAGAAAAGAUUAUAUUUUAUGGUACAUAUUGCCUUGUUGCAUUGUUAUUAUUAAGUGUUUUUACCGCUUGUCAUAAUCAACUGACAGAUGUCAGGAAUGAAUUCUCUUAGCGGAUUUAAUAAUAAAAUUAUUAUCACAAAAACAUCGAUAAUAUGAGAAGUUUAGUAGUCGAAGUUUAUAUUUAUUUAUAUAUUUUUAUUUAACUUUUCCAGUUUAGUACGUUUAGGUCAAAUUUUGCUACUUAAUUUUACACAAGGUCUCUCCAACUGAUUGAGUUAAAAUUAUUCUAUACCCUUACUUCUAUAUUUUUUAUAGUCAAUUCCAAUCAAAGAAGGAGUAGAUAUAAACAAACCAUAGAUUUACAUAUUCCACGCGAUUUGUUAUUAUUGUGAUAUAUGAUUUGGUGUUCUAUUUUUAAAAAGACCAAUUAGAAGUUUUUAUAAAAUCAGUUUGACUUCUGGACGCUGUAUAUAUAUUUUUUAACUGAAACUUCUUUAACAAUUCAAUGUCAAAGUUGUUUAUAAGUCCUGUUCGUACUUCUCUUGUGAUUGGAAUAGCUUUGGAAUAUAAUUGAACAAAAUGAGAACUAAUUAGUUUUUUAACGCAGCGAGGAUCUUAACAUUGAAAAUAAAAUUCGCGCUCUUGCGACGACCUUGCUUAAUAAUAGCAAAUUGAUAAUGAAAUGCAAAUGGCAAAUAUAUAUACGUAUUAAUAUUAAAGCAAUAAUAGUUGUUUAAUAGUCGCCAUGCUUAUAAAUUAUUUGUGCAAUAAUUGUCGCAUAUUUUGUAUGUUUUUUUUAGUACUUCAAUUAAAUAUAUUUGUAAUACAGAAUGUAGUAAAUAUUUUUGUGUAAUUGUGAUAUUUUGUACCUAAAUGAAUGUUUGUACUUAUUUAAUGUUAAUAAAUAUUUAUUAAACUC